GUUAUUGAUGCAUCCAUAUUGCCGCGUUGAAACACUGUACUAGUAAAACAACUUUACGGAAGCCCCAAGUAUUGUGAUUUCCAGACGUCAAACGAAAAGAUUUCUUCACACAGUCAAAUUAUUGAUAAUGCUUGGAGAGAUUUUCAAUUGAGGAUUGUGGUUAAGAAAAUUAAAAGAUAAGACUGCUAGCACACACAGAAAGAGUGCAUGUCUGUUAAAGACGUGGAGGAGAAUUUUAAAUUCCUCACAUAACAGAAGCAAAAUUACACAUGACCAUAUCCAGAGGAGUUGGUGGUCAACAGCAGAGUGGUGGAGGUGGGCAACUCGAAAUGCCCACGGACAAUCAGAGCACCACUCACUCCGACAUCAACAUGGACCCUCAACCUGGCUUCAGUGAAAGUCUGGAGGACGAAAUGGGAGAACCACCCUUCCCACACGCCAAACUUGCUAUGCUGGAGGACAAGGUGUCCAGUGCUCGUUGGGUGGUGCCAGUUCUGCCAGAUCAAGAACUGGAGUGCUUACUCUUGGCAUCCAUUGACCUCUGCAAGAAAGGCAUUGACGUGAGAUCGGAAGCAUGCCAACGCUUCUUCAGGGAAGGGCUCACGAUUUCCUUCACUAAAAUUUUAACUGAUGAGGCUGUCAACUCGUGGAAAUACAACAUACACCACUGCAUUCAACAAAAUUGCGAGAGACUUGUGGAGCUGUGCGUUUUAAAAUUACCUCAUGAUUGGUUCCCAUUGCUAGAUUUGUUAGCCAUUGUUUUCAAUCCAAACAACAAAUUCCAUGUAUUCAAUGGAGGCAGGCAGUCAGAAUCAAUUCCAAUAGGCAGUCUCUUGCAAGAUGACGAGUUGUUUGCUCGGCCCUUGCCAGAUCAGAGGGCACCAAAGGGGUGGCUUGCAGACUUGAUCAACAAGUUUGGCAAAUUGGGAGGAUUCCAAGCACUCUUGGAUCGAUUCGUGACUGCACAAGGAUUAACAGUGCCUGUGAUUCAUGCUCUUUUGCGCCCUUUUGGUCUCUGUUCCGAGUUCCUCACAGUCCAUACUGUCACAACAUAUUUCAUGCCCAUUACGCAUGUGGUGCCUGCUUUACUGGACCAAUUGACAGAUGAUGAGCUUAAGAAGGAAGCUAAGAAUGAUGCGAUUUCUGCUAUUCUGAAGGCUUGCAAAUGUCUUGUGUCCAGGGUCCCUCAUCAGGAAGAGAUCUUAAAGGAGUUGGAGAUAUUUAGGCUUAAAAUGAUCCUCAGACUGCUGCAAAUUUCAUCAUUCAAUGGCAAAAUGAAUGCUCUCAAUGAAGUUAAUAAGGUUAUCACAAGUGUUUCUUACUACCCUCAUGCUCAUCGGGGUCCAGAUGAUGAAGAAUGGCUUACUGCUGACAGGAUGGCUAAAUGGCUGAAAGAACACAAAGUACUACAGAUAGUUUUGAGAGAUUCAUUGCAUCAGCCACAAUAUGUUGAGAAACUUGAGAAAAUCUUGAGAUUCGUCAUCAAGGAGAAAGCCCUCACUUUGGAAGAUUUGGACAACAUUUGGGCAGCUCAGGCUGGCAAACACGAAGCAAUUGUUAAAAACUUGCAUGAUCUCUUGGCGAAAUUGGCUUGGGACUUUUCUCCUGAACAACUUGAUCACUUGUUCGAGUGCUUUCAGUCUUCGUGGACUAACGCAAACAAGAAACAAAGGGAGAAGCUGCUGGAGCUGAUUCGUAGACUGGCUGAGGAUGACAAGGGCGGCGUCAUGGCUCACAAAGUGUUAAUGUUGUUCUGGAACUUGGCUCAUUCUGAAGAUGUGCCUACAGAAAUCAUGGACCAAGCUUUAAAUGCCCAUGUCAAGAUUUUAGAUUAUAGCUGCUCUCAGGAUAGGGAUGCUCAGAAGGCAGUCUGGUUGGACAAGUGCGUUGACGAACUGAAAAGUGCUAAGUGGGUGUUGCCAGCUUUAAAACAAAUUCGAGAAAUUUGCUGCUUGUACGAGCCACCGCCAGCCAUCAAUCACGGUGGACAUGCCCAAAGAACAACAGGCGUGGGCCACAAUGUUUCCAGUCAUCGGCAAGAAGUGAUAGAAAAACUACAAGACACGCAUAGCUUAGUAGUCCUAGUAACUAAUAACUUGGUAGCGUAUAUGGACUACGUUCGAGGUCUUCUAGUCGACAAUCCAAUAUUAGAUCCAGUCCAAUAUUUCCCAGACGAUCGGUAUAAUCACCCCCAGCAAAUUCAAGAGAGACUUAACUUUUUACGUUUUCUACUGAAGGAUGGACAGUUGUGGUUGUGUGCGGAUCAGGCUAAGCAGAUUUGGCAGACCUUGGCUGAGAAUGCUGCUUUUCCUUCAGACCGGGAGGCCUGUUUCAAGUGGUUUUCAAAGUUAAUGGGUGACGAGCCUGACUUGGAUCCGUCAUUCAAUCGUCAAUUCUUUGAGAACAAUGUGCUUCAACUGGACCCUGCUCUGCUAACGGAGAGUGGCAUGAGGUGUUUUGAGAGAUUCUUUAAGGCUGUUAACACUAGAGAGGGCAAGCUGAAAGCCAAGCGCAGGAAUUUCCUGAUGGAAGAUGUUGAUCUGAUUGGGACUGACUACAUCUGGAAGGUGGUGACAAACGGCGGAGAAGAAAUUGCUCACAGAGCUAUCAACUUGCUGAAGGAGGUGAACACAAACCUCGGACCCCAGUUGCAGGCCAACAUUGUCGGCUUCCACGAGAACUUCAUUUCAGAAUGUAUGGACCGCCUCAGAGCUCAUUUUGACACUGUUUCGCUGCUCCGGCGAGACUUGGACUCUGGCAAUAAGGGCGUGCCUGGCUCUCCUACAUCUAGGAAGGCUGAGGUUUUAGGAGAGGCCAACAAGCUGUGCCGGGUCAUGAACGUACUUCACGAGUACAUGUCUGAAUGUGAUUGUGACUUCUUGGGCGAUAGGAAAAUCCUGCCACUCAGAAGAGCGUACCGUGGAAAACAUUUGGCAUUGCUAGUCCGUUUUGCAAACCCUGGUAGACCCAUAGAUGACGUAGAAGUGUCGACGCAUGGAAAUGACACAUUAGGAGCCUUGCGUAGACAGGUCCUUAGACGCAUCAAAGCUUCACCGACUACAGUGAAGCUGGACUUAUUUCUCAAUGGAGAACUUCUUGACACAGCAGAUGACCGCAAACUUCUGUCUCACGUCCCGCUGAGAGACAAAACAGUGCUUAAUGGCAAGCUCUGCCAACAGUCUUCAAAUAUGCCAAGCAGCCCAGACACGAGCUCAGACUCAUCCACGUCUUCUCCUCACCAUGCAGAAUUUAGGGCUUCAUCAGAGGCUGAGAGCACACUUCCAGGAGUGCUUAUGGCUAUCCAGCAACAGUUCGCUCAGUUCUUUUUCCAACUGGCCGACCUGGGUUCUGCGUUGGACCACUCUGCACUGAGAGAAACAGCCCGCAGCAUCCUUCAAUUGAUGCCUGCUGAUACUCACACAAUUCAGCAACUGCAGCUGAUUUUUAAAGUCACCUCGAAUGGCCAAGCACCAACUGAAGUGAAUGGAGAGGUCUCCUCCCCCACCACUGAAAAGUCACCACCAACAAUGGACAGCCUCUUUUUCUCAUCUUCACCAUCGCAAGUUCUGUACUACCUUCAAGUUAUGUACUCUCUAAUUAUGCCAGCACAAGAUCCCCUGUCAGACCGAGCGUUUGAGUUCCAAGUAGCUGUCAUUCGCUCUGAGAAAGCGCAGAUUCUUCUUGACAUGCUGAAAGACCCUAACUUCCUAAGCACUGCGGACUUGGCCACCAAGCGCCAUGCCUACCUGCAGGUCCUGCGCAUCGCCAAGAUGAUUUUGACUAUCGUGGGACACGUCAUGGCCCACGUACUGGAUGACAACAGGAUUUCUGCACAGUCGUUGCCAUCGCCAACUGCGAGCGACGCCCCUGCAAUCGGCAACCUCUCGGGCCCUUCCAUGCGCAGUAAAAUGGUCGCUGUGCUGAGAGCCGCACUGCAGUCUGUGCCUCACCAGAGUUCAGAAUACACCAUGCGACAAGUGGCCAACAAGCUUGCUCAGGCUCUCGCUCAACAGAUGUUGCAAGGCACAGAAGUGGGCAAUGCAUUGUGGACCCUUCCUCACUUUGCUCAGGGAGCUCUAUGGCUCUUGCCUGACAUUACCUCCAUCAAAGCAACUAUGCGACUGGCUUGGGCCGCCAGUUCAGGAAAUCUGCAGCUUGUGCAUGGCUCGCUUGAACAACUGCACGCCAAGCAAAUUGAGAUAUCGUCAAUCCCUAAGCAGUUUGAUGUUCAACUUGUCGGCUUCGAUGACUACAUGGUCUGCCGUGAAGCUUUGGAGACGCUUACUGUGGAACUUAUGCUUCACCCACACUGCAUUGAAGUGCUCAUCAGAGAUAAGAACUGGCAUACUUUCAUCAUUGAUCUGCUGCUCUUGUGCCCAAGCAGAGCCAUCAGAGUGGCCGCUAGUGAACAAUUCCUAUUGAUUUCCACAUGGUGCACUGGCAAUCAACAACCACUUCAGUUUUGCAUCACGCUGCUUUUCACUGUACUGAACACAUCAGUGCUGGAACAUGCCGAUCAAUCUCACGAGUACUUCCAGCUUCUCUGCCGUCUUCUCAACUCUGCUUUUGUAUCAAAUUGCCCUCUUCCCACCGCCGAGACUUUGCUCAAUAACGAGAUAGUUUGGCUGAAGCAAGUCAGGGAAAAUGUGAAAGAGAGUGGUGACACAAAGUUUGACGAUGCAGUAUUAGAAGGCCACUUGGGUUUGGCAAGAGAACUCUUUGCAUUUGUCAAGCCUGACAAGAAGCACGACCUUGGCUGCAAAAGUGGCAACUUAAUCAAGGACAUAGUGGAAGACUUUGUCUUUCCCGCGUCGCACUUGAUGGCUCAGCUUUGGCGCACUGGAGAUCUACCAAUGGAAACGGCAGUACCUGUUUGCCAGUCAUCGUCAACAGUGACCGCAGCUUUUGAACUUUUAGUGUCCCUUUGCGUUGGCUGUGUUCCCAAUAUGAAAUUGCUGGUCAACAUGAUCACCGACAUGUUCUAUUCUGACCGCGAAUUAUCUUUGACUGAAUGGGACUACAUGCCCCCUGUGGGCCCUAGACCGACACACGGUUUUGUUGGACUGAAAAACGCUGGUGCAACGUGUUACAUGAAUUCUGUUCUGCAACAACUGUACAUGGUGGAGAGCAUCAGAGUCGGCCUCUUGGCGGCGGAAGGCGCUGCAACAGACAUCAAUGAAGAUUUCAGCGGAGAGGACCGAAUUGAAGGAGAGGUGAGUGGUUUUUCUCUUUCCCAAUUACAAUUGUCAUUUUAUGCACCUGUAAUGCAUUGGCUGUUUUCAUUUAACUUAUGCACACUAAUUUUUUAACAGGGUUGUUUGGAGGCUGAAAAUGACACAGACAGAGGUGACCUUGAAGAGUCCCGCAAGGAAUACAAUGUGAGCAUCUUGAAGCAGGUGCAGGCUAUAUUUGGACACCUGGCUUACAGCAAACUUCAGUUCUACGUUCCCAGAGGACUGUGGAAACAUUUCAAACUGCAAGGCGAGCCAGUAAAUCUGAGAGAGCAGCAAGAUGCCGUUGAGUUCUUCAUGAGUCUAGUGGAGAGCUUGGACGAAGCCUUCAAAGCCCUGCGGCAGGAGCAAGUGAUGAGCAAGGUCCUAGGUGGCUCUUUCUCUGACCAGAAGAUCUGCAAGGGCUGCCCGCAUCGCUACUCGAAAGAAGAGCCAUUUAGUGUGAUCUCAGUUGACAUCCGCAAUCACAGCAACUUGGUUGACUCUUUGGAGCAGUACGUCAAAGGAGAGUUAUUGGAAGGCGCCGACGCAUACCACUGUGAAAAGUGUAAUGCGAAGGUGGUGACUGUUAAAAGACUGUGCGUGAAGAAACUUCCACCCAUCUUGGCAAUCCAGCUGAAGCGAUUUGAAUACGACUAUGAGAGAGUUUGUGCCAUCAAAUUUAAUGAUUAUUUUGAAUUCCCAAGAGACCUGGACAUGGAACCUUACACUGUAAGCGGGUUGGCCAAACUCGAGGGUGAAGUCAUUGAGUGCGACUACCCGCCCGGUGAUAGCAGUCAGCCCAAGGAAGUUUGCACCAAAUACCAACUCUCAGGCAUUGUGGUCCAUUCUGGUCAGGCCAGCGGAGGCCACUACUAUUCAUACAUUCUUCAUAGGCAACCCGAUGGUUCUUCCAAGUGGUACAAAUUCGAUGACGGUGACGUCACUGAGUGCAAAAUGGAUGACCCAGAAGAGAUGAAGUCCCAGUGCUUUGGCGGAGAGUACAUGGGCGAGGUGUUUGAUCACAUGCUGAAGAGGAUGAGUUACCGCCGGCAGAAGCGUUGGUGGAAUGCUUAUAUGCUUUUUUACACAAGGCUGGAUGUUGAAGUGGACAACAUUACUCGUAGUAUCAAUGAACUCUCUUUGUAUACCAAAAUGGGCAUGCUGAAAAUGCCUCAAGCCAUUGAACGAAGUGUUCGUCGCCAGAAUAUCCAGUUCAUGCAUAACCGCAACCAGUUCUGCACGGAAUACUUCCAAUUCAUGCGGAAGUUGAUCACCUGCAACAGUCCUCCCCCUAAUAUGAACGAUCAAAUGUCCCCCGAGAAUGAAGAGUUAAGUCUGCUUAGUGUGCAGCUGGCUGCCCGCUUUUUGUUCCACACAGGCUUUCACACAAAGAAAACGCUGCGAGGCCCUGCGAUGGACUGGUAUGACGCAACGUGGGCCCAUCUUCGCUACUCCAAGAGGGUGCGGCAUUGGUUUGCGCACAACGUGCUCUUUAAUAACCCCAUCAGAUUCUCUGAGUACUUGCUGAGCUGUCCUAGUCCAGAGGUCCGGUCUGCAUUUAUCAAAAUCAUUGUGGUACUGGCUCACUGCUCCAACCAGGAUGGACCGUGCCCUUCCCCUCUGAUCACCAGUGCCACAACAGCGGGCCUCGUAGACCCCAGUGCAACCCUGAGCGACCACCUUCUGCACGCUGUGCUGCUUCUGCUGCACAGAGAAAUCGCUGACCACGGACGCCAGCUGCCGCACUACUUUUCGCUGUUCCACAACUACGCCAUGCAGGGAUUGGUGGAGAGGGCACAGCUUCUGAAGUUAAAUGUCCCGUACCUCUUCAUGUGCGUGGCCGUUGACGAAGGGCCUGGGCCCGCCAUAAAGUACCAGUACCCCGAGUUGACAAAAUUGCACCAGGUGGUGUCAUUACUUGUUCGCUGCUGUGAUGUUUCCUCUAAGUGCUCGACUGCACAACAAAACUUGCCUGUGUUGCCAAACCCAUAUUAUGAACCCCAGUGCCCGGAUUAUCUGAUGCCAAUUCAGAGCCCAGUUGCUGAACUUUUGUACGGCCGGACGAGCUACGUGAAGAAGCUCAUUGAGGACAACACACCAAGCGAGGACACAGUCAAGCUGCUUCAGUUCUGCUGCUGGGAAAACCCUCAUUUCUCAAGGACAGUGCUGACAGAGCUGCUGUGGCAGGUGGCGUUUGCCUACUGCCAUGAGCUGCGCCAUCACAUGGAUCUGCUUCUGAACGUGCUGCUAAUAGAGGACUCAUGGCAAUCACACCGCAUCCACAAUGCUCUCAAGGGCGUGCCGGAAGAGCGGGAGGGCUUGUUUGAGACAAUCACCAGGUCUAAGGGCAACUACCAGAAACGAGCCUACCAGUGCAUCAAGCUCAUGGUGAACCUGUUCUACAAGUGCCGCAGUGCGGCUUCCCUUCUGACCACUAACACAGACAUCAAGCGGCGCUGGGUGCAGGUUGUUGACUGGCUGCAGGAUGAGCUUGAGAGGCGCCCGUAUCCGACCAAUCCUCAGUAUUCUUACAACUGGUCUCCACCAGCGCAGUCGAAUGACACCACCAACGGCUACUUCCUAGAGAGGUCCAGUUCAGCCAGGAAAACUCUUGAAAAAGCACUGGAACUCUGUCCUGAAAUGUCAAACCAGGAGCAAGAGUCUGAAGUACUGUCCGAAGAAGGUGAGAGCUCGCCCCCAGUGGCAGACGAAGCACCGCAAACCCAGAGCGCCUUAGUGCACCCUGCACACAACAGAGUGUCGGCCCCGACGGUCCCAGUGAUUCCAGGUGUGCAGGCCUUCACGCUGAAUAAACUUGACCGAUAUGAGUGGGCCGUCAACAAAACUUCCAUGCCUGCCUUCUGCCUGGCUGAUGUUGAAGUCAAUGAGGUCAUCAAAGGGAGAAAGCGGAAGACAGAGAAAGCCGAAGAUGUGCCCUCAAAUUUAACCAUUUCACCCCAACAGAGCCCUGUUCAGACCUGCGAGGUAGAGAUCCCGUCGGAACCAAGCACUCAAACUGUGUCGGUGCCGUCGCCAAGUGGUUCUGCGCAGACGAGCGAGGUGCCGCCAAGCCAGCCGGCCGCGGACGUGGUGCCCAAGAGUCCCACCAUUGAGAUCACCCCGAGCGAGCCAGACACUGUUCCUGAAAAUUGACGAGCGCAGCCCCGCCGCGAGGUGCGAGUGAUGCAAUAAGCUGUUGUUUUUAUUUUGACGUGGGCGGUGAUUUAAUUUGGCUCUGCCUAUCGCCACUGUUGCUGCUGCUGCUAAGAGUGACUGUGUAGAAAGGAUGAGUGCCACACACACACACACACAUGUACGCUUCACCGUCAGUCUUGAUUGCCAAAGAUGGACCCUUUUGUUACAGACACACGCGGAAACACACGUAGUUUAUCAAUUAAUGGUACAUACUUCUCUUUCUCUCCCUCGAAUACACUGACCCUAUAAUUAUUAUGAAACUACUGUUGUCAGACGAUUCUCAAACUAGCAUUUCAUAUGGAAUGGAUUAAAGAAAUUAAACUACAGAAAACUUAUGAAAAACGAUGCAACUUUUGCUUUUUCACCUUGCUUUUCACUUGACUCUGUGUAUUUUUAAUUCUUCUUUGAUGAGUGAUACUUUGCUCAAUUCCCCUGCCACCCGUAUUAUAUGUGUAAUUAGUUUCAAGCAGCGUCGUUCAAGAUGAUCAUAAUUAAACUUUAAAAUGACUUUUAUUUCACGUUUGUAAAUUUUUUGUUGAGCGCGUAAAUGUGUACAGUGUUUUCUUUGGGAGAUGUUUUUCUUGGUCACAGACUCCAGAUGAGCCUCUGAAUUUAUUUUUGUUAAAUUCGGGGCUUUUUAAAGGCAGUCAUCUGCUAAAGAUUUCAAAACUAACUGCGUACUUGAUGAAAGCUGUAAUAAAGGGCAUCGCAAGUA
Molecule: messenger RNA, 9123 nt
Organism: Cloeon dipterum
Lineage: Eukaryota; Metazoa; Arthropoda; Insecta; Ephemeroptera; Baetidae
Gene: faf
Product: ubiquitin carboxyl-terminal hydrolase-like faf
Exons: 37
Biological process (GO): protein deubiquitination; cell migration
Cellular component (GO): nucleus; cytosol
Molecular function (GO): cysteine-type deubiquitinase activity
Source: RefSeq, a predicted model, not a curated record